CACUCUCCCCUUCGUACCACCAAGAUGUCUACGGUCAAUCCUGUAAAUCCAAAGCCGUUUAUGCAGGAGCUCACAGGGAAGCCCGUGUAUGUACGACUAAAAUGGGGGCUGGAAUACAAGGGUUUCCUCGUUAGCACAGAUGGUUACAUGAACCUCCAGCUUGCGAACACGGAGGAGUUCCAGGAUGGGAAAUCAAACGGGGCUUUGGGAGAAGUUUUCAUCCGGUGUAACAAUGUGUUGUAUAUCAGAGAGGCUCCGCCAGAAUAAUCGACACUGGCACCGUCCUUUAUUGUCCUGCUAGGCCCCGAAAAUAAUGCGACGGCUCUUGUAUAUGUUGGAUCAUCAUCAGAUCCUGUAUGCACGCUGACCGUGUACGUUGGUCCCAUACUCACGCCAUACAGUGUCUCGUAUCGAUUGACGAAAAAUAGUUCCAUUUGUAUUCAUAGUACGUCGAAAUGCGUAAAGAAACGACCAUUCGUAACAU
Molecule: messenger RNA, 484 nt
Organism: Serpula lacrymans var. lacrymans S7.9
Lineage: Eukaryota; Fungi; Basidiomycota; Agaricomycetes; Boletales; Serpulaceae
Exons: 5
Coding region: 25-267 (80 amino acids)
Biological process (GO): mRNA splicing, via spliceosome; spliceosomal snRNP assembly
Cellular component (GO): catalytic step 2 spliceosome; U1 snRNP
Molecular function (GO): RNA binding
Source: RefSeq, a predicted model, not a curated record